AUGUCUUCCUCUCUUACUUCCCUCGAGAGCGCAGCCAGACUCACCACCUCCUCCACCGUCAUCGAUGUAGAUCCUACCAACGAGCUCCCUCUCCGUGAAAUCCCAGGUUCCUAUGGAAUUCCCUUUUUCAGCCCUAUCAAGGAUCGACUCGAGUAUUUCUACGCCGCCGGGGGCCGAGAAGCCUACUUCAAGUCCCGCGCUGACAAGUACCAGUCGACGGUGUUCCGAGCCAACAUGCCACCUGGUCCAUUCAUCGCUAGCAACCCAAAAGUCAUCGUUCUCCUUGACGCCAAAAGCUUUCCCAUACUCUUUGAUGUCWCCAARGUCGAAAAGAAAGAUKUGUUCACCGGAACUUACMUGCCGUCGACCAAACUCACCGGCGGCUACCGUGUUCUCKCCUACCUAGACCCAUCGGAGCUGAGACACACUCAGCUUAAGAACCUACUGUUCUACAUGCUCCAAUCAUCCUCCACCAGAGUCAUUCCAAAAUUCGAAGAGACAUACACCGAACUCUUUGCAGCUCUUGAAGUCGAUUUAGCCCAAAACGGUAAAGCUGCCUUCAAUGACGUAGGUGAACUAGCCGCUUUCCGGUUUCUCGGCCGGGCUUUCUUUAACAGCAACCCAGAAGAAACGAAGCUCGGAAAAGAUGCUCCGAAGCUGAUUACGGCGUGGGUUUUAUUCAGUCUUGCGCCGCAGAUCAGCAUCGGGCUUCCAUGGUUCUUGGAGGAACCUCUUAUGCACACAUUCCAGUUGCCGGCGUUCCUGAUAAAGAGCAGUUACCAGARACUUUACGAUUACUUCAURUCCGUUGCUACUCCGAUSUUKGAGUACGGAGCAAYAUUAGGGAUUCCGWYAGAMGAARCUGCACAYAAYAUCUUAUUCGCUGUUUGUUUCAAUACUUUUGGUGGGAUAAAGAUCCAAUUCCCCAAUAYACUCAAAUGGWUGGCCCYCGCCGGAAAAGAUUUACAUYUGAAAUUGGCGSAGGAAAUCAGARGUGYUAUUAAAACCKUCGGCSKAGGUAMCCUUACAUUGSYGGCGAUUGAGCAGAUGCCAYUACUGAAAUCCGUCGUGUACGAGGCCCUCCGGAUCGAUCCACCSGUGCCACUGCAAUAUGCAAAAGCCAAAGUAGAUCUUACAAUAGAGUCACAUGAAGCUCGUUUUAACGUCAAGMAAGGGGAGAUGUUAUUCGGGUUCCAACCAUUUGCAACCAAAGACCCGAUAAUAUUCGACCGACCGGAAGAAUUCAUCCCCGAUCGGUUCGUCGGUGCCGGAGAAGACCUGUUGAAGUACGUGGUAUGGUCUAAUGGACCGGAGACCGAAGAUACGUCCGUCGCAAAUAAGCAAUGUGCUGGAAAGGACUUUGUUGUGUUGAUCACAAGGUUGUUCUUGAUUCAAUUUUUCCGGCGAUACGAUACUUUUGAGGCGGAGGCGGUAAGCUCGGAAUUGGGGGCGACCAUUACACUGACGUCCCUGACGAAGGCCAGUUUCUAGGGGGCUAAUUGGGGGCAUGGGAGGACUACAAAACGUGCAUAAAACUAUCGUAUUUUUCUUUCAAAAUAAGCAAAUAAAAGCAAGUGAUAAAAUGGAGUGGGUUUGCUGCAAUCUUGUGAGGAUAUCUAUCACCAUUGUUGCAUGGCAGGGGCGUUGAUAUCGAUAUCAAGAUUGUUUUGUAAUUGUAUUAUUAUUAUUCUUCAUGUAUGGUUGGUUGAAUAUAUUGUGA
Messenger RNA from Cynara cardunculus var. scolymus (artichoke), 1720 nucleotides. RefSeq names its product allene oxide synthase-like. Gene Ontology annotation, molecular function: monooxygenase activity; iron ion binding; oxidoreductase activity, acting on paired donors, with incorporation or reduction of molecular oxygen. The record is from RefSeq and is a predicted model, not a curated record. The transcript has a single exon. Gene Ontology annotation, cellular component: chloroplast envelope; chloroplast thylakoid membrane. NCBI's taxonomy places the organism in Eukaryota, Viridiplantae, Streptophyta, Magnoliopsida, Asterales, Asteraceae. Bases 1 to 1491 code for a protein of 496 amino acids. Gene Ontology annotation, biological process: jasmonic acid biosynthetic process; sterol metabolic process.